This is a messenger RNA of Aphis gossypii (cotton aphid), 2164 nucleotides long. RefSeq names its product sorting nexin-4-like. Gene Ontology annotation, molecular function: phosphatidylinositol binding. The transcript is spliced from 10 exons. The record is from RefSeq and is a predicted model, not a curated record. The coding region runs from base 420 to 1595 and encodes 391 amino acids. NCBI's taxonomy places the organism in Eukaryota, Metazoa, Arthropoda, Insecta, Hemiptera, Aphididae. Gene Ontology annotation, biological process: protein transport.
ACGACGUUCGACUGUAUUCGUGUCCGCACGCGCGUACUCAUUAUCAAAGGUCUAUAACACAAAUAAUAAAACAAUGUAAUACGUUUCAUUUUAGUAUUCGACCAUUAUUCUAGUUUAAUAUUCGUCUAAUCGUCUCAAGACUCAAAUAGCCAACAGCUUUCUACAUAUUUGAACGGCCUUGACACACUAAUUUUCGAGCCAUGAAUAUUCCCAGUUAUCUACAGUAAUUUCCUUAUCAGAUAAACAGAUCGAUUAGAUAAUUUUACUAUUAGCUAUCCAAUAUACAAUUUUAUAGUACUUCCUACUUAUAUUUUUCAUAUUAGUAUUACUUUUUUAACGCCCAAAAUCUGCUUGAAAAUAAAAACUAACCGAUCACCUUCUUUGAAAAAAAAAAAACGAUUUAACGAUCCCCAUCACCCAUGGAUAACUCCACAGACUCGCAAACGUUGAUUGAUCAUGCAAAUAUUAGUAUCACGGAAGCCGAUAAGCGUAUGAAUUCAGCUUUGAGCCUCAAGGAAUAUUAUACUGUAUACAUCAUUGAAACAAAAAUUGACAGUGAAACAUGGGCUGAAGCAAAAGGAAUGCAAAAGUUGUCAUUGGCAACUCGACGAUAUACUGACUUUGUGACACUUCACAACCACUUGGGAGAUAAAUAUCCUUGGGUGGUUAUACCACCACUACCAGAAAAGAAACAAUCUUUCAUGUGGAACAGUGAAGCUGUGUCUGAUACUAUGGAUCCAGAUUUUGUUGAUAGAAGGCGUGCAGGACUAGAGAGUUUUCUCAAGAGAAUAGCCAGCCAUCCUGAAAUAGGCUAUGACGAGUGUUUUCUUAAAUUUUUAGGCGAAUAUGAUAAUUGGGUGGAUUUAUCAAAACCACAUAACAACAUCUUAAAAGAUACCGAGCUUACAAUUAAAACAAUGAAUGCAUCAUUAAGGGGUAGAAAUUCAGAUAAUCGAUUUGAAGCAAUUAAAACAUACAGCAAUAAAUUACAGGGUUCUAUAAAUAAGAUAUUAACAUACCGAGCAAAACAAGCAGAGCGACUCUACAACGUAGAUAUGAUUCAUUUACAUUAUGGUAGAAUUUUCAGCGAACUCAGUGCUGUAGACAAUGAUAUUGGUGAUGCAGUUCAGAGGACAGGUCAUUAUAUGGACUCAAUUGCUUCAGCUAUUAGUCCAGCGUUGGAAGAUGAAGAGGUUAUAAUGGACCAGUUAAAAGAGUACUUGGCUUUUACAAACUCUUUGCACACCUUUGUUAAAAAUCACGAUUCACUGAAUUACAACUUAAACCAGUUAAAUAAUAUGUCAAGUAAUAAAGAAACUAGUGGGAUAAUGUCCAGACUCUUUGGUUAUACUGCAGCUGCAGCUGAACGCGAUACAGCAGCUAUUGAAGCUUAUGAAAAUAAGAAAAUAGAAGCUAGAGCAAAUUAUUCUGAAUUUGUUGAUAAAUCGUUAGAAAAUUAUAAAGCAUUUGAGAGACAAAAAGACUCAGAUCUUAUGAAAAUUCUUCAAGAUUAUGUAGCGUUCCAAACUAAGUAUGCUCAAAAGGGGUUACAAACAUGGAAAAAUAUUUUACAGAGCAUACAAAGUAUUGAAUAAAUCAUUGCAGUCUUUACAUAUCAUCAUUAUUUAAGUCAAUUAUUAAUUCAUUUUAUUCAUCAUUGUGUACCUUAACAGUUAUUUUUAUGUUAAUUUAAUACUAGGUCAUUCCAAUAUUGUUGAGAAUGGUCUACUUAAAACUGUUAAUGCUGCUAAAAAAUCAUUGAAACAAAUUUUAAGUAGACAUUCUUCUAUUUCAUUAUAUUGUUAUUUAUUUUAUAAUUAAACCAUACAACCAUUUAUACAUUUAUCCAAGCACAUAUUAUGUUAAAUUACAUUUUUUUAUGCAAUUUGUUUGCUAAUCAAAAUACUUGUUAUUUAUCUGUACAUAGUAAUUAGAAAUUUAAUGUGCCUAACUGAGAUUGGUAAAAACUCCAAAACAAUGUAUAUUAUUUUCGCUAUAUUUUUUUGUACACAUUAAAUUGGUUAAAUUUGAAUGUAUUAAACAUUUACAUAUUUUGGCUAUUAAGAACAUCUGUUUUAAUAAUUUCUUUAUAUCAAAUCUAAAGUUGUUACCAAAUGUAUAUGUAUAUUUAUUUAUUUAAUUAUAUUCUUAUUUAGGAAUUAAA